UGGAGCGCUCCUGCAGGCCCGGCUCGUCAGAGGCAGGACGCGUGAAGGGCGCUCAUCGUGUGGUCUCUCCUCAAGCCCGAGGAUCUGUCUUGGACCCGCGACCAUUAGCAUUUAGAGACGGGGAAUAGUAACUUGCCCGAUAACUAAGUGUUGUAUAAAAGAAGUUUUAUUAUAUGAAGACGUUUGUGGAGGUGUUAACCUGGUAAAGAAACCUGACUGGCAGUGCUUGCAGGAAGUGGGAGUUCUCACUGGACUUUGAAGCAAACACUAAGGACUUCUAAGAAUGUGUAUUGUGAAGUACGCGACCAUAGUGGGAGUCCUGCCAGAUAUAAUAUAUAAAAUAUACAGCAUUUAGCAAAUCCGGACAAAAUAAGUUUGCUGAUUCAUGUGGUUUAUGAUAUGGAAGGUCAAUAGCGCUCAUCCUCGCCCCUCCAAGGAUAUCUGUGAAGGAACUCUUUACAGGCGGGACCCGACGGGAUGGAGCAGACUCUCACCUCCUCUCAGAUGAAAGCAAGAGGGAGAUAAGAAAACAAGGAGAGAAAACAACACAAGGGAAACAGAGACCGUGUGAAAACACAUGUGAAGGGAAUCUAUAGAAGCAAGUAAAAAAAAAUUAAAACAAAUGAGAUCAGGUUGCUGUCGUUUGACUCCCAGGCAGUGAGGGGAGCACUAGACAGGUACAACUGGGUGAUCGGUGGUAAUUAAUGACUCUCUCCCCCUCUACCCGAGGCUUCCAACGGCUGUACAAAAUGGAGAGGAAACAACGGUAGAGAGAAAUACACCACAACUGACAACGUUAAAUGUAUUAACAAACCUGGAAUUGAAAGAAAACAGUGCAUUGUGAUUUUUUCUCAGGAAAACAGAGAGAUUGAAACCCGAGAGAAAAGAACGAAAAAUAGAGUGAUAGAACAAGGAAAGAGAGGUGAAGGCAGGAAAAGAGUAGAAAGGUGUAAGUGAGAGGGGGAGGAAGAGAGAGAGAGAGAGAGAGAGAGAGAGAGAGAGAGAGAGAGAGAGAGAGAGAGAGAGAGAGAGAGAGAGAGAGAGAGAGAGAGAGAGAGAGAGAGGAGGAUAGAGAUACAAGUUACACUCUCAGUAACGUGUGUGGCAGCAAGAUACUCCCACAAUGACCAAUACGGCAGCCUGUACGGGCCUGAGCCUGCCCGUCCUCUCCCGGCGUCCCCACAGCCCUCAUAACCCCCAAGAUAACCAGCCCAAGAUAACCUCAAGAAGCCCCCUGCGCCGCCCCCCGCCCCUGUCCCUCCUGCUGGUGGUCGCAUCCCUCCUCCCGGUCGCCAUGACAGAUGGCGCUGGGGAGGACGGUCUGCCGAGGUUCGUGUCACCCAUAGAGAACGUGACGGUGUCUGUGGGGCGGGAAGCCAAACUGUCCUGUGUCGUCGAGAACCUCCACCACUACCGGGUGGCGUGGAUCUACAAGGGCACCGGAGGACGGACAGUGUUGACGGUGGCGACGCAGGUGAUCACCAAGAACCCCAGGAUCUCCACCACCCAGGAGGCGCAGGCCUGGGUCCUCACCGUCACCAACCUCACCAAGAAGGACCAGGGCGUCUACAUGUGUCAAGUUAACACCAAGCCCGCGCGCAAGCAGAUGGGUUACCUCUAUGUUGUUGUUCCUCCGGUUAUUGAUGACGCCACAAGCAGCAGUGACGUCACAGUGACGGAGGGUAGUGACGUAGUGAUGACGUGCGACGCCAGCGGGGAUCCUCAGCCAAUAAUACGCUGGAUACGGGAGGAUGGGCGGAGAUUCAACAUUAACUCGUCGCUGAUUGGAGUGGAGGAGCACCUGGGGAGGAGCGUGGUGCUGGGGAGGGUGGGGAGGACCGCCGGGGGAGCCUUCCUCUGCAUCGCCACCAACGGGGUUCCUCCCUCCGUCAGUAAGAGGAUCUUACUCGCCGUAAACUUUCCUGCCAGGAUAGUUGGCGUUGAUGUGCUUGGGACAACUGGCGUUAAUGACUCAGUUCGAGUACGUGGGUCAGCUGGCGCGGUUCUAGGUGAAGUUCUGAGGGUGAGAUGCAGGUUCGAAUCCCGCCAGCUGCCGGAAGUACGUUGGUUUCGCGGCCCCCGUGAGUUGAGAGGUCAGGGGUCAGAGGUCACCGUCCACAACACACACCAGGAGGAGUCCGGACUCUGGACCUCAACGCUGACCGUGGAGAACCUGAGACCCAGCGACUUGGGAGAGUAUCGAUGUGUUGUUCACAACCAUCUUGGCAGAGACCAGGUCACGCUUCAUGUGAUAGAGCUCACUACCACCACCACCACAACAACCACGACGACGACCACGACUACCACCAUAGCCCCCUCGCAGGUGUACCAACCAAACACCUCCACCAAUGUGGCCACCAUUCUACACCAACAACACCUACCGUCCCAGUCGUCCUUUGUCCACUGGUGGAGUAUCUUGGCCAACGAGACCACGACGAUAGCCAGUCAGACUAGACUCCUGCAGGAGGAGGAAGAGGAGGCUCAAGACAAGACUCCCAAAAAGCAGCAGCCUCAGACGCCACUCAGUUUCGGAUCGUAUGUUGGGGACCCGGCGGCCUCGUCUUCGUCUCUGUCGCUGUGUUCUUGGUGGGGCCUGAGGACGGGUCUCGGACUUAUUGCAAUAGUCUCGGUGACCUAAACUUUCAUUCGUGCCCCUAAGGUCUCCUGCCAAGCUCCCUGUGUCCUAAACUCUCAUUUGUGUCCCCUAAGAUAUCCUGCCACAGUAUCGUAACCUCUAAUUUGUCUCCCAAAGAUAUCCUGCCACAGUAUCCUAACCUCUAAUUUGUCUCCCAAAGAUAUCCUGCCACAGUAUCCUAACCUCUAAUUUGUCUCCCAAAGAUAUCCUGCCACAGUAUCCUAACCUCUAAUUUGUCUCCCAAAGAUAUCCUGCCACAGUAUCCUAACCUCUAAUUUGUCUCCCAAAGAUAUCUUGCCACAGUAUCCUAACCUCUAAUUUGUCUCCCAAAGAUAUCCUGCCACAGUAUCCUAACCUCUAAUUUGUCUCCCAAAGAUAUCCUGCCACAGUAUCCUAACCUCUAAUUUGUCUCCCAAAGAUAUCCUGCCACAGUAUCCUAACCUCUAAUUUGUCUCCCAAAGAUAUCCUGCCAGUGUUCUAACCUCUAAUUUGUCUCCCUAAGAUAUCCUGCCACAGUGUCCUAACCUCUAAUUUGUCUCCCAAAGAUAUCCUGCCACAGUGUCCUAACCUCUCAUUUGUGUCCCCAAGAUACCCUGCUACACUGAUAUCCUAAGCUCCCAUUCCAGGCCCUAAGUUCUCUCGCGACACAGAAAACUGACUAAGAAAGUUGGAGGUCCUCAUGAAGACGGACCCUGAAGAUAUAUUUCCUUCUGUGAGAACUCGCUUUGAGGAGGAACUAAAAUAAAAUUCAGGCAUUUUUCCCUUGACGUGAGCGUGUUUGUGUUAUUUCGACGAAGAAAGAGGGAAAAUAUUGAGGGGAUGAAUGAAAAGGUUGACAACAAGUUUUAGAAAGUCCGUAAAGGCAAUAGACAUUUGGUAAAAGCUAACAAUAAGUUAAUAAAGCUCAUACAAAAUAAUUAUGGUGACUCGUAAAAUGGCAAAAGGCACAGAAAUAUAUAAAAGAACAAAGUCGGAAAAGGGCUUUGAAAAUGAAUGACAACGAGACGGCAUCAGUUGCGAGUUGAGAAACGAAGCCGUGAGAAAAAUUGUGGAAGACCGACAAGUUAAAGAUUUUCCUGAGAGCUUAAGUGGAAAAACCGGCAGAGGUCUGGCAGGAAAGAAAGCUAAGCUGCAAGAGAAGGCGCGCCCGGGGUAAAAUGGCGGGAUAUGGAAAAACGGAAGAUGGGAAGGCACACAAUCCGCAUUUACCCAAACACACACUGCGACACACUCUAAACAAACUUAAACCCAGACACAAUUGCACACCCAUAUACACAUUUGCAUACACAAACACACAAACAAACACAAACCCACAAUAAAAAUACUUCCCUGUGGCAGUGGUCAUUAUUUGUUUUUUUUUUCCAAUAUUCAUUUUAAAAAUUCGUGAAGGGAAUGCUAACAUAUUUUCCGAAAGGUAACAAAAAAUAAUAAGUUUAAAGCCAAUUUCAAAAUGAGGAAACAACUCUUCAAAUUUGUAAACCAUCCACAGAAUACUGAAUAUAUGAUUGUUCUAAAACAGUUACAAUAUUUCUGAACUAUUUUCAGAUGGCCUUAAACCAUUUCCAGGUGGUCCGAAUUAUUUUCCAAACGGCCCUGAAACUUCAAUAUUUCUCGAAACCGUUUUAAGAGUGUGAAUUCGUUUACAUAAAACCUGAACCCAUUUUCCAACGUCCAGCGCGAGUCUUCAAACCCUGUGAGUGACGGAAGGUACGAUAAUCACCACCACAACAGGUCCGGGACUUCACUAACAGACGUGUAAAAUUGACACGUGUUGCCAAUUUUGCUGAUAUUCAUCAAGGCUCAAGUGUAAGGUUCAAGCCUAUUCCAAUUUUGGCGAACAUUGACCAUCGCCUAUCUUCCGUUAGGCUGCGAGAGAACUUCGCCCCUGUGUUACUCAAACAUAAGAAUCUCUCUCCCUUGCUCACAGAUCGCUUGUUUUCAACUUGUUGGCCCCAAAAAAGAUGUGUCGUUUAAUGAAUGUAUAUAUACCGUAUUGAUAGUUUAAGAUUAAAUUAAUAAAUUUGCACCAAGAGGAAGCUUUAAGUACCUUGCACAAUAUUUUAUCUAAUAAAAUAGAUAACUGUAACGACGGA
Molecule: messenger RNA, 4728 nt
Organism: Procambarus clarkii (red swamp crayfish)
Lineage: Eukaryota; Metazoa; Arthropoda; Malacostraca; Decapoda; Cambaridae
Source: RefSeq, a predicted model, not a curated record